Funneliformis caledonium is the source of this 192-nucleotide messenger RNA. NCBI's taxonomy places the organism in Eukaryota, Fungi, Glomeromycota, Glomeromycetes, Glomerales, Glomeraceae. The record is from the annotation of a GenBank genome assembly.
AUGGAACAAUAUUCUUAUGAAAUACUGUCAACUUAUGGAGAAGGCACUUUCGGCGUUGUGUACAAAGCAAGACAAAAGCCAUCAAAAAAAUUAGUAGCAAUAAAAAAAAGUAUCGAAGUUAGAUACGAAAGACCAGUUCAUGAAAGAGUUGAAAACGAGUGUCGUGUUUUGGAUAUAUUAAAACAUGAAAAU